Messenger RNA from Chanos chanos (milkfish), 933 nucleotides. RefSeq names its product olfactory receptor 1D2-like. Gene Ontology annotation, biological process: G protein-coupled receptor signaling pathway; detection of chemical stimulus involved in sensory perception of smell. The record is from RefSeq and is a predicted model, not a curated record. Gene Ontology annotation, cellular component: membrane. Gene Ontology annotation, molecular function: olfactory receptor activity; odorant binding; G protein-coupled receptor activity. The transcript has a single exon. NCBI's taxonomy places the organism in Eukaryota, Metazoa, Chordata, Actinopteri, Gonorynchiformes, Chanidae. The coding region runs from base 1 to 933 and encodes 310 amino acids.
AUGGAUAAUUCUUCUGAUGGAAUUGUUUUUGUACUUCAAGGAGUGAAUGAUACAAGGACAAACAGACAGAUUUACUUUGCACUUGCUCUUUUGACUUACCUUUUGACUAUUUUUGUAAAUUUGAUGCUGAUUACAACAAUUUUCCUGGACAAAACACUACAUGAACCCAUGUAUUUCUUCAUAUGUAAUUUGUGUGUAAAUGAAAUGCUUGGUGCCUCUGGUUUCUACCCAAAGCUGCUUGUUGACCUUUUAUCAGAGUUUCAUGUUAUCUCAUAUACUUGGUGUCUGAUACAGGUAUCUGUCAUUUAUAACUAUAUUCUCUGUGAAUUCACAAAUCUAACGGUGAUGGCUUAUGACAGGUAUGUGGCAAUCUGUAAGCCAUUACAAUAUCAGUCUAUCAUCACACCUCAGAGAGUGCGGAGGCUAGUGCUUCUUAUAUGGCUUGUCUGUAUUUUAGAGGUCUCUGUAGGUACUAUAUUGACAAGCAUACUACCCAUUUGUGGUUAUGAAAUUGACGGGCUUUACUGCUCAAAUGUGGCAGUAGUAAAACUUGCCUGCACAGAUACAACAUUGAACAGAUCUUAUGGGUAUAUCACAAUAAUUUCUUAUGUUUCUCAAGGUGUUUUCAUAGUGAUCUCAUACAUUUACAUUAUUAGAGCCUCCCUUAGAUCUAAAGCAGAGCAAGCAAAGUUCAUGCAGACAUGCUUACCACAUUUAAUAACCUUUAUUAACUUUACCAUCUCACUGACAUUUGAUGUUAUGUAUGUACUCUUGGGCUACAGCAACACACAUGUAGUUUUGCGCAACAUCUUGGCAGUUCAGUUUCUUAUUUUACCUCCACUCUUAAAUCCAGUCAUAUAUGGUAUUAAGUUGGCUCGGAUUCGUGUGAGCCUGAUGAAAAUUUGGAAUCUGAAACUCAGAGCUCUUACAUGA